AUGAAUAUUGAAUGGUUUGAAGCUUGGUCCCUCGGACCGAUUAACUCUCGGUCGAGCACCCUUUCUCCGGUCGAUGCUAGGGUUCGAGUUCGUCCCUGGUUGGAUCCCCAUUUCACCCCUCUCCUCAAAUCCAUCCACCUCGACCUCCCCAUCGACGAUCCGGAGAAGGAUUCCUUCCGCAGCACCACCGCUGAUUCUGGCGGCGAUGUCUCCAUUGGUGGAUUCGUCCUGUUCUUCCCGAAUUACUCGACGUUUCUGGCGAAACCAGGGUUCUACAUCGAGGACAUCUUCGUGAGGGAGUGCUACAGGAGGAAGGGCUUGGGGAAGAUGCUGCUGACUGCGGUGGCUGCGCAGGCGGCGAGGAUGGGCUACGGGAGAGUGGAGUGGGUGGUGCUCGACUGGAAUGUGAACGCCAUCAAGUUUUACGAGCAGAUGGGGGCUCAGAUAUUACCCGAGUGGCGGAUCUGUAGGCUGACCGGUGAACACCUUCAAGCUUUUGCUCAUAUUAAUCUUUGA
Molecule: messenger RNA, 516 nt
Organism: Striga hermonthica
Lineage: Eukaryota; Viridiplantae; Streptophyta; Magnoliopsida; Lamiales; Orobanchaceae
Source: the annotation of a GenBank genome assembly